AUGUACAUACCCUAAUGGAGUAAAUACCCAUCGGGUAUCGAGUCGUGGGUACCCAUUGCCAUCUCUAGAAGGGAACCAGGACCACAAGUCGAUAAUGUAGCUGACAUGGAACAAUUUCAGUAUGUAGAAUGCAAUACCUGCUUUUUAAGCAGUCAGAAAAAAGAAGAAAUUUUGGGGUUAGACUGAAGCUGAACCUCAAGCUUCAGGGUCCAUGUUGAUUGAUCCCUCGCCGUGAAAUUAGGGAAACAAACAAAUUCCUUAGGAGCCCAUGGGUAGUUUGAUUUGAUGCCAGUGAACACAGACGUUGUUCAAAACCAGAUCUCCUAAGUUACAACUUUAUUGGCUCUAGUGGACUUCCCUAAGAAGUCUGAUCGCUGUGACUAAGAGUAAUCAAUUGUUCUCUAAUCAGCUAUGCCCUUUUCAGAAUACGGUGUGUGUCUUGAUUUGGAAAUUGUCGUAGGUCGGCUAGCUAAAUCAACAGCCAAAAUUUAGUUUAUUCAGUAGCUAUAUUGGGGACCUCCUCAUGUUUCUGAAAAAAGAUAUACUGUUAUGUUGCACUAUGAAUGAGAAACUGUCGAAUUAUUUUCUGCUUGUUCAUCAGAGUUUGGUAAUCUUCUUCUUCUUCCGAGUUAUGCAGAUUAGGUUGAUGUCUUUCAUGAGACUAUUGCCUCAAAGGCUACCCCAACUUAUCAGGCAGGUGGAGCAAGAUGUUGAGACUGUAAUCCACGUUCUCCAGCCAGGUCCAAUAGGAAUUGUGGAGCACAAAUUCACAGACACGGAGAUCUUAGAGGCCAGGGCUACAGUGAAAAGAGCAGUGGAUAAUUGGCGAAGAAAUUGGACCCUUGAGAAAAAUGUUGGCAGAUAAAUGGAAAUAAUAUACCCCUUGUGUCUUCUAUCAACAGUACUUGAAAUAAAUAGGAUGCUAUGGCUGGAUGCAGCUGUUGCCAUUAGUUAGAUUUGAGCACGAUCUGCUUAUCGGGAGUUAUGUUAACUGUUCUAAAUGAUCAGUCUGCCUCUCUUUGUUUCAUGGUUUGAAACGUUCAUAUUUAGAGAAUUUCUUUUUGUUCAUUGCCUUGUCGGCAGCCGGCUGUCAUAUUGAAUGUGAUCUUUCUUUUGAUGCUUCAA
Messenger RNA from Zea mays, 1125 nucleotides. RefSeq lists its product as uncharacterized. Bases 524 to 865 code for a protein of 113 amino acids. The record is from RefSeq and is a predicted model, not a curated record. The transcript has 2 exons. NCBI's taxonomy places the organism in Eukaryota, Viridiplantae, Streptophyta, Magnoliopsida, Poales, Poaceae.